GAAAGUGGAAAUAUCUUAAACUCCGGCAACUAAGAGAAGACUUUACCUCACAUCCAUUAAAGUGCUUUACGGCUUUUUUCCCCUCUCUCAUCGGAGCAUCAGAGGAAUAGCAGCGGGACUCUAUCAGACCUCUGUCAUAUCUGAGGACCUCUCUGCCCUCGCGUCUUUGGGAUACUCGGAUAGACGGACAGGCUAUCCCCGGAAAAUGGUGGCCCUCUAUGAUUGUAUUAAACUGUAGCCAUCUGGAGUUUUGGGACCAGAGGUCAGAGUACCAGCAGUCAGAAGAUGGAUCUAGGAUUCAGACAGCUGCCUCCUCUGAACAGUGGAACCCUUUAUCUCCUGCUGCUGGCCAAACUGGUGAUGCCUUCUCACAUUGAGAGCAUGCCAAGCUUCAUUAAGUCCCCUGAUGACCAGACAGGGAUAUCAGGUGGAGUGGCUUCAUUUGUAUGCCAGGCUAUGGGUCACCCCAAACCUCGCAUCACCUGGAUGAAGAAGGGGAAGAAGGUCAGCUCUCAGCGCUUUGAGGUGAUCGAGUUUGAUGACAGCUCAGGCUCUGUGCUGCGAAUCCAGCCUUUACGGACCCACCGCGAUGAAGCCAUCUAUGAAUGCACAGCAUCCAAUAAUGUUGGAGAGAUUAACACCAGCGCCAAGCUCACUGUCUUGGAAGAGGACCAGAUCCCUCAUGGUUUCCCCACCAUAGACAUGGGACCCCAGUUGAAGGUUGUGGAAAGAACACGUACCGCUACAAUGCUGUGUGCAGCCAGUGGAAACCCUGACCCUGAGAUCUUCUGGUUCAAAGACUUCAUACCUGUGGACAUCAACAGCAGCAAUGGGCGCAUAAAACAGCUGCGUUCAGGUGGUACACCAAUCAGAGGAGCCCUCCAAAUUGAGAACAGUGAGGAGUCAGACCAGGGAAAGUAUGAGUGUGUGGCAGUAAACAGUGCUGGAACUCGAUACUCAGCCCCAGCCAACCUUUAUGUUCGAGAUCAACGAGAAGUUCGCCGUGUGCCUCCCCGUUUCUCCAUCCCCCCUACCAAUCAUGAGGUCAUGCCAGGUGGGAGUGUCAACCUGACCUGUGUUGCAGUUGGUGCUCCAAUGCCUCAUGUAAAGUGGAUAAGUGGGGAGGUGGAGCUGACUCGAGAGGAAGAGAUGCCUAUUGGCCGCAAUGUCCUAGAACUUACCAACAUACGACAGUCUGCCAACUACACCUGUGUGGCCAUAUCCUCCCUUGGCAUGAUUGAGACCACAGCACAGAUCACCGUCAAAGCUUUACCCAAGCAGCCCACCUCCUUCAUUGUGACAGAAACCACAGCUACCAGCGUGACCCUGACCUGGGACUCCGGCAAUCCAGAACCAGUCUCCUAUUAUGUAAUCCAGUACCGCCCCAAAAUCUCUGACAAUGGCUUCCAGGAAGUAGAUGGGGUAGCAACAACCAGAUACAGCAUUGGAGGCCUGAGUCCUUUCUCUGAAUAUGAGUUUCGCGUCAUGGCUGUCAACAAUGUUGGCCGGGGGCCUCCCAGCAGUAUUGUCAAUACUCGCACAAGCGAGCAAGCACCGUCAUCAGCUCCUCUUAAUGUCCAGGCACGUAUGCUAAACUCCAGCACCAUGAUGGUUCAGUGGGAUCCUCCAGAGGAGUCCAAUGGCCAAAUCCGUGGAUACCGGAUCUACUAUAGUUCCGAGCACGAUGCUCCUCUCAGUGCUUGGCAGAGACACAACACAGGAGACGGCCAACUCACCACUAUUUCAGGCCUCACUACAGAUAUCACCUACAGUCUGAGAGUGCAGGGCUUCACCACGGUGGGAGAUGGGCCUCUUUCUGAUGUCCUGCAGAUUAAAACCCAGCAGGGAGUUCCAGCUCAGCUGUCAGGUUUUGAGGCCGAGGCUGAGCUAGACUCACGUAUCAUGCUUUCAUGGCUUUGGCCAGUCCAGGACCCUGUUAUUAACUUGGAACUGCUCUACUGGGAGGCAAACAAUCCAACAGACAAGCAUCAGGUCAACUUUGAACCAGCAGGCUCUUAUGCAGUUGAUGGUCUAAAGCCAGAUACACUAUACGUAUUUACCCUGGCAGCAAGAUCCAGCAUGGGUUUAGGACUCUUUACGCAGCCUAUCGAGGCCAAGACUGCUCAGACCAUGCCCGUAGCUCCUCCAAGGAAGUUGGAGAUUGAUGUUCUUAACUCCACGGCCCUCAGGGUGACCUGGAUGCCUCCCCUGUCUGUGAGGCAGCAUGGCCAGAUCAGAGGUUACCAUCUAGUCUAUUCCAGGCUAGAGAACGGGGAGCCUCAUGGGCAGUCGGUCAUCAAGGAUGUUUCCCUCUCUGAAGCUGAGGAGGCCACUAUAACAGAUCUUCUCCCAGAGACUACAUACAAAGUGCUUGUCGCUGCAUACACCUCUAAGGGAGAUGGGGCUUACAGCAAGGCCAAGGUUGUCACUACCUCAGGGGCAGUGCCUGGGAAGCCCACUAUGAUGAUCAGCACCACCAUAGGGAACACUGCUCUGAUCCAGUGGCAGCCCCCAAAGGAGAUGGUAGGGGAACAUGUUGGAUACUGCCUGCAGUACAAGAGAGCAGACGAGGAAACCUUCAUUUCCAAAGACUUCAGACAUACGGAUGAUCAUUUCACAUACACUGGCCUUCACAAGGGUGCCACAUACAUCUUCAAACUAAGUGCAAAAAACAGAGUGGGCAAUGGAGAGGAGUUCGUAAAGGAAAUCAGCAUCCCUGAAGACAUUCCAAGCAGCUAUCCUCAUAAUCUGAGUGUGGUUGGACUUACUGCCACCUCCAUCAAGCUAGCAUGGGACCCCCCUCCUCUAGCUGAGAGAAAUGGAAAAAUUGUCAAGUAUGUGGUGGUGUAUCGUGAUAUCAAUAGUCAGCAAAAUCACACCAACAGUACCACAAAAACACAGAUGACUGUCCAAGCCUUGCAACCUGACACAACCUAUGACAUUAGGGUCGAAGCUUUUACCAGCAAAGGGGGCGGACCCCUCAGCCCCAGCAUUCAAAGCAGAACCAUGUCAACUUCCAUGCCAGAUCUUCCCCCAGUGUUCACCCAGAACUUUGGUGUGAAGGCUGUGACGAAAACUUCUGUCCUGCUGACCUGGGAGGUUCCUGAAGCCUACAAAUCUGAAGUUCCUCUGACGAUCCUAUACAACCAACUGAGCUUGGAGGUUCCAGGAAACCUGAAGAAGAGGCUGAUCACAAAACUACAGCCAUCAACGGAUUAUUCCUUUGUGCUCAUGAGCCGGGGUAACGGUGCCGGUGGCCUUCAACAGCAAGUCUCCAUUAGAACAGCUCCAGAUCUGCUGAGGAUGAAACCAGCUCUCUACCAGCAGGAUUGGGAGGAGGCUGGUAAAGUUACAGUCAGCCUACCCAGGGUACCUGCUGGAGCGUCUGUCAGAUGGUACUACUUAGUGGUUGUCCCUGUAACCCCAGCUUUGCUGAGAAAAUGGGAGAACCCUGAAGACAUGGACAUACAAGAGCUCAUGGAGGAUGGUGCUGGGAGCAGUUUGCAGAGAAAGCAGCAACAUAGCCAGGAUAUCCUUCAGCCCUAUAUCGCAGCCAAGCUGGAUGAACUUCCUGAAAUAUUUACUUUGGGUGAUGAGAAGAAAUACAACGGCUACUACAACAAACCCCUUACUGGCCAGCAAUUUUGUUGCUUUGUUCUGGGAGACUUGACUGAACAUGAGUCUCAUAGCAUGUUUGUGGCUAGCCCUUUCUCUGAGCCAAUCACAAUCAAGCUCCACAGUGGGGUGAACCAACAAAUGGAGGACCCAGAGAUGCUUUGGGUGAUGGGUCCUGUCCUUGCUGUCAUUCUAAUCAUUAUCAUAGUCAUCGCCAUUCUUCUCUUUAAAAGCAAACAAGAAAGGAAAAGAACAUCUCCAACUAAGGAUGAGCACUUGACAGGAGUGAAGGAUUCACUACUGGCCCACUUCUCAGAUCCUGUGGAGUUAAGGAGAAUCAACUUUCAGACACAAGGGAUGAGGGAACACCCGCCUAUUUCUAUUAGUGACCUUGCAGACCACGUAGAAGGGCUGAAGGCAAAUGAUGGCCUGCGCUUCUGUCAAGAGUACGAGUCUGUUGAUCCAGGACAGCAGUUCACCUGGGAGCACUCGAACCUAGAGGUGAACAAGCCAAAGAACCGCUAUGCAAAUGUUACUGCCUACGACCACUCAAGGGUCAUCCUUGCUGCUGUGGACGGAGUCCCAGGGAGUGACUACAUCAAUGCUAACUACAUUGAUGGCUACAGGAAACAGAAUGCUUACAUUGCCACACAGGGGCCACUGCAAGAGACGCUGAGUGACUUCUGGAGAAUGGUCUGGGAACAGAGGACCUGCACGAUUGUAAUGAUGACCAAGUUAGAAGAGAAGUCACGGGUAAAAUGUGACCAGUAUUGGCCUACUCGGGGCAUACAGACAUACGGGAUGAUUCAGGUGACUACGCUUGACACGGUGGAGCUGGCAACUUACAUCUUGCGUACAUUUGCCCUCUACAAGAACGGGUCGAGUGAAAAGAGAGAGGUACGACAGUUCCAGUUUCUUGCUUGGCCUGACCAUGGAGUGCCUGAGUAUCCCACCACAACUAUUGCCUUUGUACGCAGGAUCAAAGCCUGUAAUCCUCCAGAUGCUGGCCCCAUGGUAGUCCACUGCAGUGCCGGUGUGGGUCGUACUGGUUGCUUCAUUGUGAUCGACGCCAUGCUGGAGAGAAUAAAGCAUGAGAAGUCAGUGGAUAUCUACGGUCACGUAACUUGUAUAAGAGCUCAAAGGAAUUACAUGGUCCAGACGGAGGAGCAGUACAUAUUCAUCCAUGAAGUUCUGCUGGAAGCUGCAACAUGUGGCAUGACAGAUAUCCCUGCCCGAAAUCUCUAUCUCCAUAUUCAGAAACUCACCCAGAUUCCUCCUGGAGAGACGGUCAGCGCCUUGGAACUAGAGUUUAAGAAACUAUCCAAUUCUCAUGUACAUACCUCAAGAUUCAUCAGUGCCAACCUACCGUGUAACAAAUUCAAGAACCGUCUGGUGAACAUCUUGCCUUUUGAGUCCAACCGUGUCAGUCUGCAGCCAAUCAGAGGGAUGGAGGGGUCAGACUACAUCAAUGCAAGCUUUGUUGAUGGAUAUAGGCAACAGAAAGCAUACAUCGCCACUCAGGGACCCUUACCCGAGACCACCGAGGACUUCUGGAGAAUGCUGUGGGAACAAAACUCCACAAUUGUAGUCAUGCUCACCAAACUACGCGAAAUGGGACGGGAGAAGUGUCAUCAGUACUGGCCUGCCGACCGUUCUGCACGCUACCAGUAUUUUGUUGUGGACCCCAUGGCUGAGUACAACAUGCCUCAGUACAUCCUGAGAGAGUUCAAAGUCACAGAUGCAAGGGAUGGUCAGUCAAGAACAAUCAGGCAGUUUCAGUUCACUGAUUGGCCAGAGCAAGGAGUGCCUAAAACAGGAGAGGGUUUCAUCGACUUCAUUGGCCAAGUUCAUAAAACUAAAGAGCAAUUUGGACAAGAUGGACCCAUCACUGUGCACUGCAGUGCUGGUGUUGGGCGUACUGGUGUGUUCAUCUCUUUGAGCAUUGUCCUGGAGAGGAUGAGGUUUGAAGGCGUGGUUGAUGUCUUCCAAGCAGUCAGGACUUUACGAACCCAGAGGCUGGCCAUGGUACAGACCGAGGAACAGUACCAACUAUGUUACCGGGCAGCUCUGGAGUACCUUGGAAGCUUCGAUCACUAUGCAACAUAACUUUACCAAGAAACACAUUUUGAAAAGAGCUCUGUUUGUCCUGAGCUAAAAUAAUUUAGCUCAGUCUUUUCAGUCCCUGUGGCCUGAUGAGAUUGCCGUAAGAAAGACUGGCAAGAAAGUGAGCACUGCAGGAAGAAAAGUGGAUCAGAGAAAACAAAGAGGGAACAGGACAACCCCCCUGCUGGCAUUAUGGCACAGACCCCCGUCCAAAACUUCUAAAAGAAUCAUUCCUUUCAGUGAUUCUUUUAAAUUCUUACCAUAUUUUCAUCUCAUUUACCAGAUUGUUCUCCUCUGAGCAAAAACUAUUUUUCUGCUGUUUUUUUGUUACUAAGCAUUUGGGUAUAUAGAAUUUAUGACUAAAUUAAAUACUAAUUCAUUAAUAAAUUAAUGACUCAAAGUCUUUAUUUGUCUCAAUAAUUUUUUAAAAAUGUGCUUGUCCUGUUUUCAAGGUCAGGUAUUUGUAUUUCCAACAUGCUCAACAUAAUGGAGAGCAUACACUCAAAACUAAGAGGGGUCUGGCUGCAGACCUCCA
This is a messenger RNA of Cheilinus undulatus (humphead wrasse), 6253 nucleotides long. RefSeq names its product receptor-type tyrosine-protein phosphatase F-like. Bases 286 to 5721 code for a protein of 1811 amino acids. The record is from RefSeq and is a predicted model, not a curated record. Gene Ontology annotation, biological process: protein dephosphorylation. Lineage: Eukaryota; Metazoa; Chordata; Actinopteri; Labriformes; Labridae. The transcript has 34 exons. Gene Ontology annotation, molecular function: protein binding; protein tyrosine phosphatase activity.